AUGUUUUUUUUUUGUAACAAAAAUCUAUUAAAAUGUAUGAGAAGAAGCUUUAUAACUUUAAAUGGUGUUCUAUAUGCUAAAAGGACGUGGCAAACCAAUAUGAAAAGGAAAACUUACAGAUCAAAGAAAAGAAAAAAAUAUAUAAGAUUA
Molecule: messenger RNA, 150 nt
Organism: Plasmodium adleri (nom. inval.)
Lineage: Eukaryota; Apicomplexa; Aconoidasida; Haemosporida; Plasmodiidae
Product: conserved Plasmodium protein, unknown function
Exons: 2
Source: RefSeq, a predicted model, not a curated record